CUUCUGGCUAUAUAAAUUCGGAUGCCGGGGAGCAGCAAUUAUCAGUCUACUGCCUGAGAACCAAGCAACAACAAGCAACAACCCAGCAACAUGUUCAAAUUCUUCGCUCUCUGCCUCUUCGCUGUUGUGGCCUGCGUGGCUGCCAAGCCCGCGGUGAUUGCUGCCCCACUGGCGUACAGCGCCUACUCCGCCCCCCUGGUGGCUGCCUCCCCCUACUCGUCUGCCUACACUGCCCCCGCCUACGCUGCCUACUCCGCCUACUCCGCCUAUCCCUAUGCCUCUGCCUACUCCGCAUACCCCUACGCCGCCUACUACCGCUAGGCCAAGGAUAAUCCGCACACUGGAACGACUGGCAACUGGACCCAACCACAGCCCACAUCCCCCAACUGCACCACCAAUCCGCAACACUCUGCACUGCCCCAAAUGCACAGCAAAUGGGAACAGGAAUGGGAACUCUGCAGCACACUGGAAUAUACCAAAAUCAUUGUUGAAAUAAAUAAUCUGCAUUUUGCGUUAAACGUA
Molecule: messenger RNA, 522 nt
Organism: Drosophila guanche
Lineage: Eukaryota; Metazoa; Arthropoda; Insecta; Diptera; Drosophilidae
Product: pupal cuticle protein C1B
Exons: 2
Coding region: 91-321 (76 amino acids)
Source: RefSeq, a predicted model, not a curated record